AUGCGCGGCCGGACUGAAGCGGAGGGGAGGGAGAGGAGAGGAGCGAGUAGCUCCGCCCCCUCUUGCUCCUGAGGUUUCAAUGACUUCCCCGUGCUGAGCCCGGGGGCGGGGCUGUCACUUCCUCCCUCCUGGGUCCGAGGCCAGCAGCUGCCCCCUGCCCUCCCCCUCAGCAUGCGCAGCCCACCCGCCCUGCCCGAGGACAUCGUCAGCCUCCUGGCAGAUGUUGACACAUUUAUAUCUGAUACCCUCAAAGGAGAAAAUUUAUCCAAGAGAGCAAAGGAAAAAAAGGAUGCUCUUAUUAAGAAGAUAAAAGAGCUCAAGGCUAAUUACCCUCAAGAUUUCCAGGAUAAAGGAGAAUUGGAAGAUGAGGAAGAGUCUGAGGGCUCUUUCCCUUCACCUCCUGAUAAUCUCUCAUUAGCAUCUGACCGAUAUGAUAAAGAGGAUGAAGCACCCUCUGAUGGGAACCAGUUUCCUCCUAUUGCUGCUCAAGACCUUCAAUUUGUUCUAAAGGCUGGAUACCUUGAAAAACGUAGAAAAGACCACAGUUUUCUUGGCUUUGAAUGGCAGAAGCGUUGGUGUGCUCUCAGUAGAACAGUCUUCUAUUAUUAUGGAAGUGAUAAAGACAAACAACAGAAAGGUGAAUUUGCUAUAGAUGGAUACACCGUCAGAAUGAAUAAUACCCUUCGGAAGGAUGGAAAGAAAGAUUGCUGUUUUGAAAUCUCAGCUCCUGAUAAACGCAUUUAUCAGUUUACAGCAGCUACUCCCAAAGAAGCAGAGGAAUGGCUACAAGAAAUCAAAUUUGUAUUGCAAGACUUGGGAUCUAAUGUCAUUCCUGAGGAGGAAGAAUAUGAUGACGUUGGACAAGUUUCUCCUCCAGUCAGCACUGCACCAAUAGACGAUGACAUUUAUGAAGAACUUCCAGAAGAAGAAGAAGAGAGCGCUCCUCCAAAGACUGGAGAGCCAAGGAAACUGAGCCAAGAGAGCACUAGCAAUGUUUCAGGGGAUAAAAAUACCAAUUAUGCUAAUUUCUACCAAGGUCUGUGGGACUGCACAGGAGAUGUUUCUGAUGAGUUGUCAUUUAAACGUGGCGAUGUUAUCUACAUUCUCAGCAAGGACUACGAUAGAUUUGGCUGGUGGGUAGGAGAAAUGAAGGGAACCAUUGGCUUGGUGCCUAGAGCCUACAUAAUGGAGAUGUAUGAUAUUUGAGAGGCCUGGGAGAAUUCUGCAAUUACAAUCAAGAGUGAUGUACAACUGCACCUUCCAGACCUGGUUUCCAAAAUGCAAAGAUUCUACUGUGUGAACUUGGUUGUUUGAUGGGUGUAGUCAGACCACCACACCAAAUAUAUUAAACAUAAAACAUUUUUUAAUUUUUCUCCAUUUCUGUACUACUUUGUCAUUAAUCUUUUUGGGAAAAGUGCUCUGUUCAAUCCUUUGUUAUAUAACUAAAGUACUGUGACACUCAAUAGAAGAUGUUAGUUAACAUGUGAUGCACAAGCAGCAAAGCUGUACCUGUUGCUGUUUUGCUGAAACAUUAAGUGCACUUUGUAGUAAUAGAUAUGUUCUGUUUAAAUGGAAUCAGAUAAUUUUUUCUAUGUAAAUUUUAAAAAUUUAGCAACAUCUUGACAGUAGCAAAUCAUCAUUCUCCUCAUGUGGAUUUUAAUAGCAUUAGCCUUUUGAUAAAUUCACUUCAAUGGGACUGCAAUGUAUAAUUCCAUAGAAAAACUAGGUAAAUUCCUGUGCAAUAAUGCAAGUUUUAAAACUAACAUGCUUCUAAAGAAAUGUUUUACAUUUCUGCAUGAUUUAUUUCUUCAUAUAAUUUUAGUAUUUUUUAUGUAGAAUAAGAUGUUAUAGUCACAAAAUAAUAUAUAAGACCAGAUCCUCAAUUCUUGUACAUCAGCUCCAUUAAAGUCAGUAGAACUCAUUGAUUUACACUGUGUUAUCUUUAUUGGCAGACUUGCAUCAUGAGAAAUGUGGUCAUGAGAAUAAAACAGAUAUAGAAUUGAAAAUGAUUAUAUUCUGGGUUGACAAUACAUGUUGUAUUAAAAAAAAAAACAUUUGUGGAUGAUUCUUUGUCAAUGAAAAAGUCUAUAUACCUGUUGUGAUAUUGUUGAAGUAUGGAUGCUGUCAUUAGGUCAAUUCUGCAAACCUUACUCAUGUAAAUGAUCCUUGCUUGCAUAAGUAGUGCCACAGAAGUCUAUGAAACAGCUUAUGUGAAUGCAGGUUA
Messenger RNA from Emys orbicularis (European pond turtle), 2224 nucleotides. RefSeq names its product src kinase associated phosphoprotein 2 (gene SKAP2). The record is from RefSeq and is a predicted model, not a curated record. Gene Ontology annotation, molecular function: protein binding. Gene Ontology annotation, cellular component: plasma membrane; cytoplasm. NCBI's taxonomy places the organism in Eukaryota, Metazoa, Chordata, Testudines, Emydidae.